GUUGCUGUUGUUGCUUGCCUUGUCAUGCAGCAGCAUCAAACAAACAGUCAGAACAAUUUGACAUUUCUAAAAUCAAAUUACAAAUACAAGCGCAGAAACAUGCUGGCAAUGCGCGCACUUCCGUUCGCAGCGCGUAAGCCAAACCAAUUAGCGGCAACAUUGUCAAAGACGUCAGCAACAGCAGCAGCAACAGCAGCAACAGCAACAGCAACACCAGCAGCAGCAGCAGCAGCAACAGGGGCAGCAACAACUGUCCGCAAAUGUAGCACAAUUCUAAGUUUAUUUAUAGUAAUCAUAUGGAAAGCUUUGCAGGCAAUGGCCAAUUGCCUGCUCUAUGCUGCCCGCAUAAUUGCCAAUGACAAUGAUGAUGAUGAUGUUGUUGCUGCUGAUGAUGAUGAUGAUGAUGAGGGGAAUGCGUAUGUGAGUGCUGGCCAUGACCAUGACGUCAAUACACAAAUACAAACACAUUUACGCAAUACGCAAGCCGGCAACAAGCACGACAACAUUGACGCUAAUGACGAGGUGUCAACGGCACGUGAACGACAACAACGGCAACAACAGCAGCAACAACAACAACAACAGCAGCCACAUUUAUCUAGUUCUAGUCCACAAAAGAGCAGCCGCUGCACGACAACAGCAGCAGCUACAACAACAGCAUAUACAACAACAACAUCUACAACAACAACAACAAUGCGAGCCAUGUUGCCGGCAGCAGCCGUGUCUGGACUGCCAUUGAUGACUUUGUUAAUUGCAUUGCUGCUGAGCAUGCGCCUCGCAUCGGCUGGCACUUGCUGGCAGACACAUCUGGACAGUGGGAAAUGCAAUCAAAUAUUUUCAACAAACAUCACAAAAUCGGAUUGCUGUGGCGCCAGUCAGACCUUCUCCUACACGGAUCGCGAGCUGAGCAGCGUUGAGCAUUUCUUUGCAACAGCUAUCGGAAAUGGAGUUGAGUGUGCGCCGUGCCUAGAGACCUGCAAGGGAUUUAAAUGUGGGCCAAACAAGAAGUGCGUGAAGCGCAAGGGCAGGCCCAAAUGUGUCUGUGCGCCCGAUUGUGGAGCAACGUUACGCCGAAAGCAGCAGCAGCAACAGCAGCAACAGCAGCAACAUCGCAAUGCACCAGAGCAACAACAACAGUGGGCGUCGUCGUUGUUGUUGUUGUCGCCGCGCGGUUCACGUAGUCUAAGUAGCGAAAUUACAAACAGCAAUUUAGGUUUAGAUGGCGCUAAACGCCAGCAUAAACAUAGCGACAAUAACAACAGCAACCGCGCUGAUAACCAAAGAAAACAACAGCAGCAACAGCAACAAAGCCAAGAGAAGAGCAUGCCAAAGCGAGCAAGUCAUAGAACAGGAAUGAGGCAGGGCGAGACGAGGCACAGAAGACUUUUGAUUAUAGACAGCAGCAAUUUGCAAGAGCAGCCCACAACCAGACGACUGCACAUGGAGGACAGCAGCAGCAGCAGCAGCAGCGGCAGCAGCGGCAAAGUGCAAAUGCAGAUGAAGGUAGAAAUGGAGAGAAUGACGCCGCCGUGGGGCAGCGAGCGGCGCAGACAUAGAAAAAAUAACAGCAGCAGCAGCAACAACAAUGGCAAACACUUAACAAGAUCAAUGACGACGGCAACAGCAACAGCAACAGGAGCCAAUGACUCGUCCACGACGCCUGCGCAGACGACGGCUCAGUCUAGACACAAGUUGGCAAAUGCUAAUGAACCCGCCAACGACAUUAAUAGACAGUCGCGGCAAGACAAUGCGCCAGCACGAGGCAGACACCAACAUCAACAGCAGCAGCAGCAGCAGCAACAUGCUCCAAAUCACGAGCAACAACAAUACGACAAUGGAACGCAGCAGCGCAGGCGUAAGCACAAGCACAACCACAAGGAUCAGCGGCGCACAAAUACCACAAUGUCUGGCUCUGGCUCUGGUUUGGGCUCUGGCUCGGGCGGACGUCGUCGUUUGUAUCUGGCUGAACACGGAAGUGAAACGGCUGCGUCAUCGGGCAACAGUCACGGCCACUUGGCUAAUGUCGAUGAUUUAGCAUUUCUGGCUGGAAUUUAUGAAGCAGCGCCAGUGUUGCAGCAGCAACACACGAAUCCGGUUUGCGGCAACGAUGGACGCACCUACAACACCGAAUGCCAGCUGCGCAAACGCGCCUGCCGCACAAACAACGCCCAACUAGAGGUCGCCUAUCGCGGCCACUGCAAGACGAGCUGCAAUGGUGUUCAAUGUCUGAACGGUCUGACCUGUGUGGAGGAUCAGUAUAUGAUGCCGCAUUGUAUAACAUGCAAAAUCGAAUGUCCCUGGGAUGAUAUGGCAUACGAUCUGAAUGACGAUGGGCAGCCGGAUGAGGCGGCAACAAUUGCUGAGGAGCGUGCGGUUUGCGGCAUCGAUGGCAACACAUACAGGAGCACUUGUGAUAUAAAUCGUAUGAUUUGCAAAAUUGGACGAUCAAUUGCAGUGGCAUAUCCGGGACCGUGUCGUGCGGACCGCCUCACCUGUGCGGACAUCAAGUGCGGCCCAAAGGAUACUUGCCUCGUGGACCUGCAGACGCACAUGCCGCGGUGCGUCUCUUGCCGCUACAAGUGCGCACGCAAGCAACAGCGAACGCAAUACCGGGCGGAUAAAAUCUGUGGCUACAACAAUCACACAUAUAAUUCAUGGUGCGAGAUGCGCAAGGAUUCGUGUGCCACAGGCUAUUUCAUAGGCGUCCGAGCUACGGGCGUAUGUUAGAUCAAAUUAGCGAAAUAUUAUCAACAAGAAAUCACAUUAGCAUAUAUACUAACA
Messenger RNA from Drosophila novamexicana, 2778 nucleotides. RefSeq lists its product as uncharacterized. Gene Ontology annotation, molecular function: extracellular matrix binding; collagen binding; calcium ion binding. The record is from RefSeq and is a predicted model, not a curated record. NCBI's taxonomy places the organism in Eukaryota, Metazoa, Arthropoda, Insecta, Diptera, Drosophilidae. Gene Ontology annotation, biological process: anatomical structure development. Bases 25 to 2724 code for a protein of 899 amino acids. The transcript has 7 exons.